AUUCCUUAUUUAAUGACUCUGUUUUUGCACUCCCGAGUACAAUGAGAGUAAGAAAUGAAAAAAGCCGAAAACUAGCUAUAAAAGAGUUUGCUUCUUUAGGAAUUCAUUUUAAGUGUCUUCAUUUAUCUGAGUUCACUAUGGCAUCAUCAUUUUUCAGUCAAACAAGAGUUAAAACAUACAAAUAUGCAUGCGUCUUCUUCGAUGAAGAUAAAUGUAUUGGUUCUGUCAAAACUAAAGAUAUUGUAAAUAGGGAAGAAAAGUUACUGAGCGUUGACGACAAUGUAUUUGUGCGAUGGGGUAGCGGAAAGAAUGUACAAAAUCACAAAGCUACAAUUUUAUUUCUAAACAAUGAAUGGUCAAAUUGCACACAGUUUGAAAGAGAUUGGUUGAACAACGAGAAAACAUUUAUCAUCGAAGAGGUCGGAGAAAAAAAAAAAGAAGAAAAAAUAAAAAACAUUAAAAACAAUAAAAAACGGACAACAGGCGAAACAUUAGUAAAACCUCAGAAGAAGUUCGUCAAAAAGGAUAGUGCAGCUGUUGAUAAAAGACAACCUUCAUUAGUAGAAAUAAAUUACAAAGUCCCACAACUAAAUUACCAAGUUGAUUUUAGUGAUGUUUUACGAGAACCGCGGAAGGCACAAAAUGGUAAAGUAGAAAACACCGCCGAAGAACCGCCAAAGGAUAAAGUGGAAAACACCGCCGAAGAAACGCCGAAGACGCAAAACGAUGAAGUUGAAAACACAUUCUCCUUUCUAAAGUUAUUGGUUUCACCUGGAAAACCACUGCCAUCAUUUUCGCCACCUACUUCGACACUAUCCACUUCUAUUCUUCCCGACCUACCUUUUUCUCCGCCUUCACCAGCCAGACCUCUGCAAUCAACACCUGCCGUUAGAACAACACUUUUUCCGAAUUAUCCCGAGCAAACAAAGCAGUGCACGUGCGAUUGUGCUGCUAUGCGACAAAUCAUUGAAAGACUAGAAAAGCGACUAGCUGCGUUGGAAGGGAAUGCAAUUGCCUUAUCCGCAAACUUUAUCGACGACAGUGACGAAGCAUUACCUUCAGUCCAGGGGUUGUCUCCACUAAAGGCGAUGCAGAGGACGAAUAUUGAUGAUGACGAUUUUCAAAUAAAUGAAAGAUUAAAUAGAAAAAAAUACAAGGUGGACACAGCUCCUACUAUAGAAAUUCCGACCGAAUUCUGGCCGAUAGCCAAUGAAGUGAGACAAGGGGCGACAUCUUUCAAAAACUUUAGCUAUCUGUUGCUGGCUAAAUUAUUUGACCACAAGGAGCUUGUAGGAAGAAAUUGUCGAGGAGUUAAAAAACCUGCGAUUGAUGGCUACAAACAAGAUAUUGUUAAAGCUUUUUGUUGGAAGUUUUAUCCAACCAACAUGGCUGCACCGGGUGCAUGGAGGGACUGUCAACGUGCAAUUGAUGAAUUUAUACGACGUAGCAACAGAACAAAGAAAAAUUAUAAAUCAUGCAUGUUGCAGUCAUAAAACUCUUUCAGUUAAUAACUUUUUUGUAAAUAUUUUUUUAGAUGUAAAUAUUUUUUAUUUUUAGAUUUUUUUAAAAAAAUAUAUCAUUAAACAUUAAA
Hydractinia symbiolongicarpus is the source of this 1591-nucleotide messenger RNA. RefSeq lists its product as uncharacterized. NCBI's taxonomy places the organism in Eukaryota, Metazoa, Cnidaria, Hydrozoa, Anthoathecata, Hydractiniidae. Bases 42 to 1493 code for a protein of 483 amino acids. The record is from RefSeq and is a predicted model, not a curated record. The transcript is spliced from 3 exons.